AUGUAUAACUAUUCUAAUAUACCUUUAAGAUCUAAUUUAGCUCCAGUACAACUUGGAGGUAACGUUAAAGGGCGACAAGGGAAACGUCGCCCAGCCGUGGGAUUAGAAGCUAGCGCACCCGUGGGCAAAAAAGGUCGAUCAGCUGAUUUAGGGGCUUUGAAACUCCCCUCCCAUGGCUAUCCCACGGAACAUCCCUUUAACAAGGAUGGUUAUAGGUAUAUCCUGGCGGAACCGGAUCCCCAUGCUCCGUUUAGACAGGAGUUUGACGAAAGCAACGAAUGGAGCGGGAAACCAAUCCCGGGAUGGCUCUAUCGGUCUUUGUGUCCGGGGAUAGUUCUCUUAGCUCUGCACGAUCGAGCGCCACAGUUGAAAAUAGCUGAGGAUCGCUUAGCUGUCACUGGGGAAAAGGGCUAUUGUAUGGUUCGGGCUACCCAUGGCGUGUCCCGGGGGAUUUGGUAUUGGGAAGCGACUGUUGAAGAGAUGCCCGAAGGUGCAGCCACUCGCCUUGGAUGGGGACGGCGGUAUGCCAACUUGCAAGCGCCGUUGGGAUAUGAUAAGUUUGGUUAUUCCUGGCGCAGCCGGAAAGGGACUAGGUUUCACGAGUCUCGCGGCAAACAUUACAGCGCGGGUUACGGUGAGGGCGAUACAUUGGGCUUCCUUAUAAUAAUGCCCGAUAGUGUCUCUACCAAAUACACGCCUAAUACUUACAAAGAUAGACCUCUAGUCAAAUUCAAGAGUCACCUUUACUACGAAGACAAAGAUAACAUACAAGAAUCUCUAAAUAAUCUCAAACCCCUGCCCGGCAGUAAGAUUUUCUAUUUCAAAAAUGGCGAAUGUCAAGGUGAAGCGUUCUUCAAUGUAUACCAAGGAUGUUAUUAUCCAACUGUUUCCUUGCACAAGAAUGUCACAGUCAGUGUGAAUUUUGGGCCAAACUUCAAGUAUCCACCCACAACCGAGUAUAACUAUAGACCGAUGUCAGAAAAAGCAGAAGAAGCGAUAUGCGAACAAACUAUGGCAGAUUUACUGUUCCUCACUGAAAAUGAAGGCAAAUUGCGUCUCGACACGUUCAACCUC
Molecule: messenger RNA, 1074 nt
Organism: Brenthis ino (lesser marbled fritillary)
Lineage: Eukaryota; Metazoa; Arthropoda; Insecta; Lepidoptera; Nymphalidae
Source: the annotation of a GenBank genome assembly